AAUGACUAUUUCUAUCUUUUAGGGAGCAGACGCAUACUCGUCAGAAGUUCAUGCAAUUGUUUAUCAGACCCUGAAAAACAGGGUCUCCGUCUUUGUUUCUACACGGCCAAAGAUCCCAUCCUAUAUCACACUUGCCCAAACCUCACGUCUCUUACCUUUGUUUCUUCUCGCUUUCCUUUUCCUUCUUCUUCUUCUUCUUCUUUUGGAUGUGUACAAAUCAUGCGUUGAGACCCAGAAACACAGCUAUGCUGGUACCUCUGUGCUGAACCCACUUUCCCCUGUUUCUUGUUUCUGCAAAUAAUGGCCACCAUUUCCUUAGUGCCCAAGUUGAGCUCUUCUGAUUGUGGGCAGGCCCUUCAGUUCCUUUUUCCCAACUGCAAAUUCAGAAGCACACAACUCUUUCAUCAUAGAAAGUGUCAUGGGAGGCGAGCUGGGCUUCCUCAGAAUCGUGGGUUUCGUGUCUCUUGCCUAUCAAAGACAGAUGAAGUGCAGAUAAGAAGGUAUUCACCAUUUCUAGAAAGUGCAUUACUACAUGGUAAUGGUACCUUGGUAGCCGAUGAGUGGCAGGCAGUUCCUGAUAUUUGGAGAACUUCAGCUGAGAAAUAUGGGGAUCGUGUAGCAUUAACAGAUCCGUACCAUGAUCCACCUUCAAAUAUGACCUAUAAACAGCUGGAACAGGAGAUUUUGGACUUCUCUGAAGGCCUAAGAAUUGUUGGAGUAAAGCCUGUAGAAAAAAUUGCACUUUUUGCUGAUAAUUCUUGUCGUUGGCUUGUUGCAGAUCAGGGCAUAAUGGCCACUGGAGCAAUCAAUGUGGCAAGAGGUUCAAGGUCAUCAGUUGAAGAAUUGAUACAAAUAUACAAUCACUCUGAAAGUGUUGCACUUGCUGUGGAUAGUCCUGAAUUGUUCAAUCGGAUUGCAGAACCAUUCUGUUCCAAGGUUGUCAUGAAAUUUGUAAUUCUGCUUUGGGGGGAGAAGUCAAGCCUGGCCAGUCGUGGAAACAUCCCUGUGUUUAACUACAAGGAUAUUCUAGAUUUGGGACGAGAAAACCGCAAGCGUAUGCUUAAUUCUAAUGAUGCACGGAAAUACUAUACACAUGAAGCUAUCAAUUCAAAUGAUAUUGCUACACUAGUAUAUACAAGUGGAACAACAGGCAACCCGAAAGGUGUCAUGCUCACUCAUCGAAAUUUAUUACAUCAGAUAAGAAACCUCUGGGAUGUUGUUCCUGCUGAAAUUGGGGACAGAUUUCUCAGUAUGCUUCCACCAUGGCAUGCCUAUGAACGAGCUGCUGAGUAUUUCACAUUUACAAAUGGAAUUGAACAAGUAUACACAACUGUAAAGAACUUGAAGGAUGAUCUGCGACAUUAUCAUCCAAAUUAUGUCGUUUCAGUUCCUUUAGUGUACGAGACACUUUACAGGGGGAUCCAGAAACAGAUUUCUACAAGUUCUAAAGCUCGUAAGCUUAUUGCACUUUCAUUCCUAAGUAUCAGUUCGGCAUACAUGGAGUUUAAGAGAAUUUAUGAGGGGACAUAUUUGACAAGGAACCAGAAGCAGCCUUCAUAUUAUGCUUCACUAGUUGAUUGGAUCGGGGCAAGGAUUGUUGCUGCAAUAUUAUGGCCUUUGCAUGUGAUGGGAACAAAACUAGUGUAUAGUAAAAUUCACUCUGCUAUCGGAAUAUCAAAGGCUGGCAUCAGUGCAGGAGGUAGUUUGCCAGCACAUAUUGAUAAAUUUUUUGAGGCAAUAGGCGUAAAACUGCAGAAUGGAUAUGGUUUAACAGAGAGUUCUCCUGCUGUUGCUGCUCGGAGACCAAACUGUAAUGUUCUUGGUUCAGUUGGGCAUCCACUUCAACAUACAGAGUUCAAAGUUGUAGACUCUGAAACUGGUGAAGUUCUCCCACGUGGUUCAAGUGGCAUUGUAAACGUCAGGGGUCCGCAAGUGAUGAAAGGAUAUUACAAGAUUGAGGAACUUGAAGAUAAGUUGAGGGAGCAAGAGAAACAGUUACUUGAAUACAAGUUCAGGGUGGUGCAAGAGAAGCAGUUACUUGAAGACAAGUUGAGGGAGCAAGAGAAGCAGUUACUUGAAGACAAGUUGAGGGAGCAAGAGAAGCAGUUACUUGAAGACAAGUUGAGGGGGCAAGAGAACCAGUUGCAGUGUACUCAACUUUUUGCUGAUGUAGUAAGGGUGACUCCUCAUGAAGGAAAGACUCGCAUAAGAGAUGAAAUAACGAAUGAUGUUGAUCCUUCUAUCUUAAGGGCUUCAAAUUCACUAAACCGCUGGAUGAGUCAAGGGUCCACAUCACUAAGAGGACACGAUUCUCUCCAUGAGAAAAGAAGGAAAAGAGAGUUUAAAAGUGGUGAGACGGAGAACUUCCACAGGCUGUCAACUUCUUUAUAUGACAACAAAUCUAGGAAAUCUGAUCCUCCUAAGAUUGCAAGAAUCACAAGACCAUCAAAGCCAACUGCUACUCAAGGUCCCAAAUCGCGAAUUGCGUAUCAUGAACUGAACACACAUUUCACUAAUUACAAAACUCAAGCCACUCUAACACACACCCGCCCAAUACCCAACACCCCAAAACCCAAAAUUCUCAUCAUCCCAAGCUCAAUUCAAUCAAAUAUCCACUAACCCAGAACACAAAAAUCAGUGACAGAAUCAAAGACCCUUCCUUUAAAGUUGAUCAAAUAAGCAAAUGGAAUUGAGAACCAUACCGAGUGAGUGAUCUGGUGGACGAGGAGAGAAGGGCGUGCUCGGAAAAGAGACG
Molecule: messenger RNA, 2755 nt
Organism: Rosa rugosa (rugosa rose)
Lineage: Eukaryota; Viridiplantae; Streptophyta; Magnoliopsida; Rosales; Rosaceae
Product: probable acyl-activating enzyme 16, chloroplastic
Exons: 14
Coding region: 301-2619 (772 amino acids)
Biological process (GO): fatty acid elongation
Cellular component (GO): chloroplast
Molecular function (GO): long-chain fatty acid [acyl-carrier-protein] ligase activity
Source: RefSeq, a predicted model, not a curated record